GCCAUUCCCGGUAUUCUUGGUGACGGAUUUUUCCCGUCUCCCAUUCCCGCUGUUGUUCCCAUCCCGGCAGAUCCUGGAUCUGGCGCGGGGGCGGCAGAAGCGGGUGAAGGUGCUGGGCGGGGGUCACUCCCCCUCGGACAUCGCCUGCUCCCAGGAUUUCCUCAUCCACAUGGGAAAACUCAACCGCGUCCUGCAGGUGGACAAGGAGAAGCUGCAGGUGAAGGUGGAAGCCGGAAUUCUGCUCUCGGAGCUGAACCUGGAGCUGGACAAACACGGGAUGGCCCUGGCCAAUUUAGGAGCCGUGGCCGAGGUGACGGCGGCCGGAGUCAUCGGAACCGGGACCCACAACACCGGGAUCGGCCACGGAAUCCUGCCCACGCAGGUGGUGGCUCUUUCCCUGCUCCUGGCUUCCGGAGAAAUCCUGGAAUGUUCGGAAUCGCUGAACGCCGAGGUUUUCCAGGCGGCUCGGCUCCACCUGGGAUGUUUGGGAAUCGUCCUCUCCGUCACCUUCCAGUGCGUCCCGGAAUUCCGGCUGCGCGAGGUCGCCUUUCCCUCCACCCUGCCCCAG
Molecule: messenger RNA, 568 nt
Organism: Cyanistes caeruleus (blue tit)
Lineage: Eukaryota; Metazoa; Chordata; Aves; Passeriformes; Paridae
Source: RefSeq, a predicted model, not a curated record